Lampris incognitus (smalleye Pacific opah) is the source of this 5592-nucleotide messenger RNA. It is a transcript of the gene ltbp1, whose product is annotated as latent transforming growth factor beta binding protein 1. The transcript has 33 exons. Gene Ontology annotation, molecular function: calcium ion binding. NCBI's taxonomy places the organism in Eukaryota, Metazoa, Chordata, Actinopteri, Lampriformes, Lampridae. The coding region runs from base 567 to 5516 and encodes 1649 amino acids. The record is from RefSeq and is a predicted model, not a curated record.
CAGUAACUCCUGCCCUUUUACUUUUACACACAGAAACUUUUCAGGACUCCUCCACCUCCUCGUCCCGCGGGCUGAAGUUCCUGCGGAUACGCGCGGCCGUCAACUCCUCCGCCGGGCUCCUUCUCCUUCUCCUCCUCCUCCUCCUCUCCUCCUCUCCUCCUCCUCCGCGCUCGCAGCGGACAAAGCGGCGCUGUGUUGCGGCGGCGGCCGGCCGGACGGACGGACGGACGGACCUCAGGAGCGCCGAGGCGACUUUAUUUCCCUGCUUUCUUCAGCCGAGCGGCGCGCGGUCCAUGUUCGGCGCUCCGUGCGUGGUCACGGCGGCUCUCAGGUGGGCGGAUCGGAAGGCGAUGCGCCGCGGGACCAAGCGUUCCCCCUUGCCAUAGGUGACAGCGGUCGCUUCACGGACAGGGCUUCGCUGACUCCGCGCGGCUGUGAGUUCGACCCGCUUGAAGCGCUCCCGGUUCGGGAAGAGCCUCGCCAGUGCUGCUGCUGCUGCUGCUUCUCCUCCUCCUCCUCCUCCUCCUCCUCUUCUUCUUCUGGUCCUCCGGCGAGUCAACGUGGAUAUGGCCUGGACUGGAUGGGACGUCCUGUUCUGCAUAGGUGUGCUGGUCUCUCCGGUAUGCGUGUCCAUGGAGCAGUCUCCCGGCGGCUUGAGGAGGCUCUACGUGCUGCAGCCGGGACCGGGCGGGGGCGCGGACGGCGUGCACGUCAGCUCCAUCUCCACGCACUCCGCCGCCGCCGCCGCGGGACAACCCCGCUCCUAUAACGUGGAGCUGACGGCCAGCUUCAGCGGCGGCCAGAUCCGCACCCGCAGGAUGGGAAACCAAGCGCACCCGAUCCCGUUCCGCCAGGACGCGCAGCAGCAGCAGCAGCAGCAGCAAGUCGUCCGGCGCACCGGUAGCAGCAACCACCAAAUCCAGCUGUCAGGGGUGAACGUCUGCGGAGGGCAGUGCUGUCACGGAUGGAGCAAGGCCCAGGGAUCGCAGCGGUGCACCAAGCCCAACUGCAUACCCCAGUGCCAGAAUGGAGGAAUGUGCCUCAGGCCUCAUCUUUGUGUCUGCAAGCCUGGCUCUAAGGGGAAGGUGUGUGAACAGAAGAUAACGCCCACCCCUCCAUUCCCAUCCCUGCCUGGGAAUGGACACACUAAUGGUCACACCAAUGGACAUACUAAUGGACAGACCACUGGUCACACCAAUGGACACAACGUGGUGCCGCAACGGCCCAUACCCCAGCAGGUGGCCCCACAGGGUUAUGGUUUGGCCCCUGCCCCUGCUCCAGUCAGCAGUAUGGCCCAGAUGAGACUGACCGUCAAGCAGGCGCACCAACUGGUUCAGCCCCAGUACAUCCAGCAACAGAUCCAAUCCGUGCCAAUGCACCCGGGUCCAAGUCAGCAGUAUGUUAUCAAGCCUAAGUACUACCAUACACAUACCACACAUACCCAGACCCAUGUCCACCCCCAGCAUGAAAGGCCAAUCCCUCUGACAGUGGGACACAACCCAAUACAUGUGGGCAACCACACGGGGAGGAUCAAGGUGGUCUUUACGCCCACCAUCUGCAAAGUGACCUGCACAGGGGGCCGAUGCCACAACAGCUGUGAGCUGGGCAACACCACCACCAUCAUCAGCGAGAACGGUCAUGCGACAGAUACCCUCACGGCCCCCAACUUCAGAGUAGUGGUUUGCCAUCUACCCUGCAUAAAUGGUGGCAAGUGCAGUGCCAGAGACAAGUGUCAGUGCCCCCCCAACUUUACAGGGAAGUUCUGCCAGAUGCCAGUUCAGACAGGGCACCAACAACAACAGCAACAGCACACAUCAAGCAACAGCCAAGGCCAGGUCCACUCCACCCACACAAUGCCACUGACCUACAGCAACGGACAGAAUCCAGUGAAGUUCAGCCCCGGUAUUGUCAACAUCCACGUCAAGCACCCUCCAGAGGCCUCCGUUCAGAUCCACCAGGUCUCUCAGUUGGAUAGUAACCACCACAGUAGUCAAAAAGUGAAGGGCCAUCAUUUGGGCUCCUCUUCCUCCACCAGCUACAGCUACCAUCACAGAGAAAGCACCAAGAAGAUCCAGCACCACGGCCACAACAUUGUCUUCCCUAGACAGCACGGCUACCAGGUGCCCCCCUAUCAGCCCGUCACCUCCAAGAGCCAGCUUGGUCGCUGCUUCCAGGAAACUACAGGGAGCCAGUGUGGGAAGGCCCUCCCAGGACUCAGUAAACAGGAGGACUGCUGUGGGACCAUCGGGACGUCCUGGGGCUUCCACAAAUGCCAGAAGUGUCCCAAGAAACCAUCAAUCCCUCUGGUGGACUGUCCGCUGGGCUACAAACGUGUCAACUCCUCUCACUGCCAAGAUUUCAAUGAGUGCCAGUUGCAGUGGGUGUGUCCUAAUGGAGACUGUCUGAACACCAUGGGGAGCUACAGGUGCACGUGUAAGCCCGGCUACAUGCCCGACCCCACCCUCUCCACCUGCAUACCCAACACGCCUGCCGUCCAAGAAGAAAAGGGGGCAUGCUUCCGUUUUGUCAGCUCGGGGAGGCAGUGCUUACACCCGGUGUCUGCUCAGCUGAGCAAACAGCUGUGCUGCUGUAGUGUGGGCAAAGCCUGGGGCCCGCAUUGUGACAAAUGCCCACUCCAGGGAACAGCUAAGUUCAAAGAGAUAUGUCCUGGUGGGAUGGGCUACACUGUCCUGCCUAAGCCUCCCGCCAGCAAGCCAGUCAUCAGCUACCAGGAGCCCCUGGCCACGGCACCGCCACGAGCCUUGCCCACACAGGAGGAGUCAGUGGAGGCCUUUGGAAAGCCACAGCACAUUUUGCCAGUAGCAACAACUACACCUGACCAGGAGCUGAUAGUUCCUGUGGUUAGCGAUAGGCCAGUAGUUCAACCUAUCCUACCGCAGCUCUCGCCAGGUGUGUCCACUGUCAGGAUGGAGGAAGCCUUCCCAGAAGUUUUUGAGAGGACAUCUCCUCCUGCACCAGUCGAGAUCCUUCCUUCCAAUGCAGGCCAGGACAUCGCCCCAACACAGUCAGUGGAGGUGGAUGAGUGCCAGAUCAACCCCUACAUUUGUGGACAGGGGGUUUGUUACAACACGGCUGAUGGAUACACCUGCCAUUGCAAUGAGGGCUACCAUCUAGACGACACCAAGAACACCUGUGUAGAUGUUGACGAGUGUUUAGAAAACCCAUCGCUGUGCUUCAGGGGCCGUUGUAAGAACACACCUGGCAGCUUCCUGUGCAUCUGUCAAUUUGGCUUCAUGACCGACAUGGAGGGAACCAGUUGUAUCGAUAUAGAUGAAUGUCAGACGCCCCAUGUGUGUCCAGAGGAGGAGACUUGCUUCAACACCAAUGGCUCGUACUUCUGCCGUGGCUGCCAAGAUGGCUUCAGGUUGACUUCCACUGGAGCAUGCAAAGAUAUCGAUGAGUGUCAGAACAAGACGGUGUGUCCCUCUGGGAUCUGUUUCAACCGGGAGGGAAGUUAUGACUGCGGUACCUGUCCUCCGGGUUACCAGGGACAGGGAGGCCAGUGUGUCGAUAUUGAUGAGUGCCUCAACCCUGCAACCUGUGCCAAUGGAAAAUGCACCAACUAUGAAGGUUCUUUUGCCUGCUUGUGUAAUGAAGGAUUCCAGCUCCUUCAUGGAACAUCUUGCCAAGAUAUAGACGAGUGCCAGGAUGAGCGAGUGUGUACCAGUGGCCAUUGCCAGAACACAGAGGGCUCCUUUACUUGUACCUGUGAGUCAGGCCUCAGGGUCUCGCUGUCUGGAAACCAGUGUGACGAUGUGGAUGAGUGUGUGGAGCAGGCUAGGCCCUGCGGGGCAGUGGGCCAGUGUGUCAAUAUUUGGGGCUCCUACCUCUGCAGAUGCCCCCAGGGAUACCAGCAGAUCAAUGACUCCAGCUGCCUGGAUGUUGACGAAUGUUUGGAUGAGCCGGAGCUGUGCGCCCCUCAUGGAAAGUGUCUCAACACAGAGGGCUCCUACCAGUGUGUCUGUGACAGAGGCUUCGCUGUCAACCCCACGACAAACACCUGUGACGAUAUUGAUGAGUGUGGACUUAACGAGACACUGUGUGGCCCUGCUGGCUACUGUGAGAACAGAGUGGGCUCCUUCCGAUGUCUGUGUGACCAGGGCUACCAAGAGUCCCAGGAUGGCCAUGGAUGUUUGGAUGUGAACGAGUGUGAGCUGCUGGGCAGUGUGUGUGGCGAAGCACAGUGUGAAAACAUCGAUGGCUCCUUCCUGUGUAUGUGUCCGGAUGGACAAGAGUACAACCCCAUGACUGCCAAGUGCAGCCCCAUACCCACAGUGUCAUCGGUGGAGCGUAAAGAGUGUUACUACCGUCUAAACGACGAGAACCUGUGUGAGAGCGUGCUGACCAGUCAUGUGACCCUAGAGGAGUGCUGCUGCACCCUGGGAGCCGGCUGGGGGGACAACUGUGAGGUCCACCCCUGUCCUGUUAACAACACUGACCUGUUUAACCAGAUGUGUCCAUCAGGAAGAGGCUUUAUUCCAAGUGGUACCCCUGUGUUCGGUGUGCCCAGCUCUGAUAAUUACAAAGAUGCAGAUGAGUGUGCAUUGUUUGGUCAGGAGGUAUGCAAGGGAGGCUUUUGUCUGGACACGCUUGGCAGCUACGAGUGCUACUGUAAGACUGGCCAGGAUUACGACCCUGCCAAGCUGGAGUGCCGAGACAUCAACGAAUGUCUGGAUGAGUCGGUCUGUGUCGGCGGAGAGUGUCUGAACACUGACGGCUCCUAUAUGUGUUUCUGUACACAUCCCAUGGUGCUGGAUUCCCACAAUAACUGCAUUUUCCCGCCAGAGGUGGCUGCCGGGCACCACGAGGGUGAGCAGACAGACUACCAGGGUAUCUGCUGGCAGAGAGUGACAGACAUGUUGGCGUGUGAACAGCCUCUAGGACUAAACAACAAGAAGACCACCUACACCGAGUGCUGCUGUCUGUACGGGGAGGCCUGGGGCAUAGAUUGUGCCCUCUGCCCCCCCAAAGCCACCGAGGACUAUGCGUCUUUGUGUAAUCUGCCUAUGAGCGGCAGCCGGCGGCAGUAUGGGCAUGAUGCGCUGGUGGCCGGCCCGGUCCAUGAAUAUGAGGUCAGCCCAGACUACUCACCACAUGUGGGCUACGACCAAGAAGUGGACCAGCGGGCUGUCCUGCCUCUUUACGAGGAUGAGGAGAACCCGUAUGAUGCUUUUGAGGGCUUACGAGCAGAAGAGUGUGGGAUCCUGAACGGCUGUGAUAAUGGUCGCUGUGUCCGCGUACAGGAGGGCUACACCUGCGACUGCUUCGACGGCUACACCCUAGACAUAUCUCGCAUGUCCUGUGUUGAUGUGAACGAGUGUUUGGAGCUCAACAGCCGCAUGUCCCUCUGCAAGAACGCCAAGUGCAUCAACACACAAGGCUCGUACAAGUGUGUGUGUCUGCCGGACUUCGUUCCCUCGGAAAAGCCAAACUACUGCGUGCCCACAACCCCGGAUGUGUCGUCGGAAGGAGCCGCACACGACCAGAGGGAGUGAGGCAAACACUAGGGGGAGACACAACAUUUAAAUCAUCCACACAGCCACACGUUAGCACGCGCACACACACACACAC